AUGACGUUAUGGCCGUUGAACGACGGUAGAGGUUCACGAUGGUCAUUUUGCCCAGGAGCCAGUACGCAGCUAUCGGAAUUAGGGUCUGUGAGGCUUCAUUCUUCGAGUGCCGCGCGUUUCCGUGUGGUUGAGAGGAUGUCAGACUCGAUGGACAAUGAUUGUGGGAGGCGAGAGAUAUGUUUCAAGAUGAAUAUGACUACCAAGAAACUACUGCAACACCGAUGUAACCAGAUUACAGAAGGCCCACAACGUCACCAUUCCAAACCCUUUCACCCAAUCACUCUCGUCCGGCUCGCCAUGGCUAACUCAGCAAUCGCACCCGACACACACACAUCCACUACACAUCUCACCAGCCGUUUCGGCCCUUUGGUGAUCGAGUGCAGUGGCCCGCCCCGCGAUCACCACCAUCCUGCGCCUCACACCCGCUACCCUUCGCACACAGCCCAACCCAACGCCAUCCGCACCCCAUCACGGAGACACCAGCACCGUAUCCAGUGGAGACAAGCAGCAGUUGAAGCGCUUCUCUCCACAAACUACCGGCUAUGCUACUCCGCAAAACUAGUUCUAAUCGUUACGUACAAAAAUUGUUUCCCCAGAUUAUCACAUGCAAGACAUAUCCGUCCAGCGUCUGUCAGACAAACUCAAGCUCUAAACCGCGCGCCCAGCGCAACCGUCUUUGUAGAUAAUAGCCGAUGGCCGCAUUAG
This is a messenger RNA of Alternaria rosae, 705 nucleotides long. RefSeq lists its product as uncharacterized. Bases 1 to 705 code for a protein of 234 amino acids. The transcript has 3 exons. Lineage: Eukaryota; Fungi; Ascomycota; Dothideomycetes; Pleosporales; Pleosporaceae. The record is from RefSeq and is a predicted model, not a curated record.